AUGAAAGGUCUUCUCUGGUCAAAGAACAGGAAAUCUUCUACAACAAGUGCUAGCUCAGGUUCAACUUCCACGCCACAAAAGACUACGACUGCGUCCACCACGUCCUCCUCCCCGUCCCCUUCAUCAUCCUCUCAAACAAUUCGGAACUCAACGAGCAAUCCUCCUCAAUACAUGCAUUCCCACCAUCAUAAUGGUCAGGGACACAGUCACCAUAGAGGAGAAGAAAGCAAUAGAGAUAAGAGAAAAAGCUCCAUAUUUGUAUCUUCUAAGCAGUAUACACCUGCCAGCCCCAGUCAGGUAAACUUGGGAAUGUAUCAUUCUGAGGCGAACGCCAGGUCAUCGAGAAGCAUCGCUUCUACGCUAAGAGAUGAUUCUGCGUCUGUCUACUCCGAAGAGGACACCAGUAAUUCUUCUAGUCAAAAAUCCAAUGCUCCCGAUGAUAUUUCUGUGGCACCCAAGAAGAGUGGACUCUCGAAAGAUUCACUGUUGCCCUCGCGCUCUCCAUCAUUAUCACCUCCUCAAUCUCGAUGUAGCACGGGAACCGCACUGGAAAAACCUCUGAGUAGUCCAGGUGCCAGUAACAAUAAUAAUACCGUUAAUGAGGUUGAGCCAAGGCAAAAGAAUGUCAUCCAUCUAAACUCUGAAAACUAUGAUACAACAAUUUUCAAAAGCGGAUGGGUGAAUAAGUCGCAUGGUCAAACUGUAGCAACGAAUUAUAGUAGCUCGAUUACAAUUUCUUCCUCUUCCUCUUCUUCUCAAAAUCUUCGUAAUGAUGCGUAUUCUAGAAGCAGGGAGAGUAGAUUCUAUAGUAACGACGGCUCGUCUUUGAAAAAUGAUGAUAACAAUGCUAUUGCGCCCAAUAGUAGUACCAAUGAUAUGGCCUCGGCAAGAAGUAGCAUAGCUUUAGAUCCGCAAAUGCUAGUGCCCGACUACCGUCUUUACAGGGCACAGUUGAGAGGGUGUGUUAUGAACCUUUACAAAAGUGGAUUGAAUAACAAUGUUAAGUUCUUCGACCCAACGUUGCCGGCCUCAAAUAGUAGUACAGCAAAUGAAAAUCUUCAGCAGAAGAAACAGCAAGCAAACUCACAACCGGGAGCAGAAGCACAGCUUCAAAGGCAACCAGUUGAUCAAGUGGGCGAGCCCAUUACAUCAGAUUUAAAAUACUUAUCUGAAACUUAUCCUCAUCCAGAUUUAAAACUAGACAGUGAUGGUAAGAUCGUAUCAGGCACAAUAGAAAGUUUGUGUCAUGCAGUUCUAUUCUACUCUAAUUCAAAACAUCCAGAUACGCCCAACGAAAAAUCGUCAUCAAAGACCCAUAGAACCAUUAUUAAUCUGUUGUUAAUGUUUCCAUUAUUAGACCAUUUCAUUAAGUUUCUGAAAAUGUUCAAUCAGUACGGGCUUUCUUUCACCAAAAACAAAUCUAGAUUGACAAAUAGUUCUACACAAUUCUACAAUAUAGCUUCUUUUAUGGAUGAUUCUAUGACGCAAAGAUUAGCUUUAGUCGCCAAGACUAUUCUCGAUGUAUUUCCGGGAUUUUUAUUGGAUGAACCAAUGCUCAAGGCCAUAAUUUCCCUAUUGGAUACUAUAUCUUUGCAUAACGAUGAAAUUUCCAACACUCUGAAAAUCAAAAUUGCGAACAAGCAUAAUGAAUUAAUGAAACUAACAGCAUUCAGUCGAUCUCUACCAACAAAGAUAUCAUCUACGCACGAAUUAGAAAUUAUUUUAGAUCCAAGUCGUUUUCUGUCUAUGGACAUCAAGAAAUUAGCUGAUGAAAUUCAUCAAAUCAAUUUGAAGUUUGAUAAAGUGUGGGCACCGAAAUUUGAUUAUUCCCUGCUCUAUGAUUCUAAGUUUGUUAACCGAAGAAUUAUUUCACUGAAUCCAUUGGUAUUCAAUAACAACCAAAACAUCCAUUUUUUAGGAAGAUUACUAGUAUCUCAUUUAUUUCCAACGAAUCCCACGUUUAGCAAAAAAAUGUCUUCGAAACUGAAAGCGGAAUUAUUAAAUAAGUGGGUUCAAAUUGGUUGUAGGUUUGAACAUUUAGGAGAUAUGGUGUCAUGGCUAGCCGUUGCCACUAUUAUCUGCUCUAUCCCAGUAUUAAGAUCAUCUUCAUGGAAACACGUUCCUGAUCAGUCACUGAAAACUAUUUUCAAGGAUUGGGUUCCCACUAUUAUUCAAUUAGAAAGGCGGCAAAGAACAUCCAAAUCGACAAGUAGCGUUUUCAUUCUCGCUCCACCGAACCUAGAUGAUGAUUUUACAAGAGCGAAUGUCAUUUCUUAUUUUGGCGACUUGCUGAUCCAUGCUGAUGAUUUGCCACCUGAUGCGAAGUUCAAGUACUUGGAGAAGAAAAUUAAUAGAACCAAAAACGCUUUUCAUAAAUGGCAACAAAGAUUGCAAGCAAUAGACUCUAUGGGGAACAAUGCGAAACCAUCUGAUCAUAUUAAGGAAAAUGGGCUGUCCACGAGUGUAGUCUACCAAUUAUGGAAAUUUCAUCUAUCACAACCUCCCUUAAACAUUGAGGGAAUAAUGAGACUAAGCCUCCAACUCGAGCCUCCGACAAUUGAUCAAAAAGCGUACUCUACAAUUGGCGCUCAAAGAAGCGCCUUGGUGACUGGAAGUUAUUUACCUAUUUUAUACAAUGAACUAUUGCCAAAUUAUUCUUUAUUCCCUAAGAAUACACUGGUGGGAGCUGCCAGUGAUGCAAAACUACCCCCCCCAAGGUCUUCCGCCCGCCUCUCUAAAUCACUUUCAAUUAGUGAACCAAUCGUAGUCGUUUCUAACAGUCAUGCCUCAGGUUCAUUCAUGGAUAAUACCUCCCUGGCAACUAAUGAUAAUAAUAAAGUCACAGGUAUUGGAAAUAUCGAUGGUCCAGUGAUUAAAGAAAUGUCAUCGAAACAAUCGAAUAAACAAAGGUUACUAAAAUCUGUGAGGGAUGUUUUUAAUAUAGACAUGGACGUGUUUCACAUUUCGGAUGAUUUAGUUUUCAAAUCUGUUUACGACAGUGACGGUAAAUCCCGUCCAGCUAGUAUGGUGAUAGAAACCCCAAAAAGAUUUUCACAACGCUCUUCCAUGAUCAUCAACAAUUCUGCUGCUUCAAACCAAAAGAUGAGAGAUUCCAUGGAUACUGCUGGAAGAUUGAGUAAAACUUUAGAGAAUAUGGAUUUUUUCAAUAAUAUUGGUCAAGUAUCAGAUUCAUUAAAAGAAUCCAUUAUUCAUGUGGCGUUAAAAUCAUCAUCAUUAGAAAAAAUAUUUGAUUUACUAGUGUUAACUGCAAACAUUUUCUCGAAGUUAGUGGACACUAAGGACCUUGAGAAUUAUUACCAUAACCAGAAGCUAAGAAGUCAUUCUAUUAGAGGAGCUCCCGAUGAUAAUUUUGGAUUACUAGACUAUGCAUUUGUCAAACUAACUAUGGACAAUGAUAUUUUCACAGAGACGUUUUUCAACACGUAUAAAAGUUUUACCACUACGACCGCAGUGUUAGAAAAUAUGGCUAAGCGAUAUAUUGGUGCCAAAAGCUGCAGCGUAUCAAUUUCCAAGAUUCUGGACCGCAAUGAUGAUUCCAAAAUGAAAAUAAAUGAGGGUUCUAAUUUGGCAUCUUCAUCAUUAUAUGAUCAAAAUUUCCCCGUAUGGGACACGAAAGUCAUUGAUGAUGAGAAUGUGAAUCCUAUUUAUAUGGCCAAAAUUCAAAUUGGUGCUGCCGAAGCUAUAUUACAUUUAGUAAAAAAUCAUUAUUCUGAUUUUACAGACGAUUUGUCCAGUAACUCCACCCUAUUGGAUAUUAUAAAAAUUAUGGAACAGGAAGUGUCUACCGAAUGGACUAUGAGGAUUGCCAACCUAAAGUUGAAGAAAAAUUUACCUGGGGAAUUCAUUAUUGAAACAGAAAAUCUACUAGUUACGCUAACGGAUCUAUUUCACUGUAUUAAGUCAGCUUACCAAAAGCAGCUUUAUAGACCUAUUGGCGUCAAUAGAACACAAAGGAGAAUAACUGAUAGUUUGAAAUCCUUUAGCACGUUUUCUUUAACUGACCUAAAUGGUAUCCUUGAUGAUUCUACCUUCAAUGAUGAUAUGAUCAGAUCAUUCCAAAAACUAAAUUCCACGGAUUAUGAAAAUAUACUAGAAUGGAUUUACCAGUUAGAUAAUUUUAUAUCCAAAAAGUUCAACUUGAUAUCGAAAAAUGAUUGGAUAGUUAUUUUCCAAGAGUUGGAGUUGCUAUCAAAAGAAUCUUUAGUUUCAUUUUUUAAUUAUCCACUACAUUUCAAAUCAAGCAAAUUGAUAAACCCAGGAUAUUUACAAUUACAUGAGUUUGAAAUUUCAAAUCUCUUUACUUGGAUUUCUACAUUGAUUGUCAAGGAUAACAAUGGUAAAGAUAGUCUUUUUUUUGAAAGAUUACCUCAAUCUAUCAAACUGUUGAUAAAGUUGCACAUGAGUCUGACAACAUUCUUCGUGAUGGAAAUUUCAAAUAUUAAUAAAAGUGGUAGAGAAAGGUUAGUAACUUGCAAAGUUAUUUUACAAGUGUUGAAUUAUAUACGCUGGAAAAAUGGAAGUUUGGAUUUAUUUGAUUCGGAGGAAGAUGAAAGUCCCCAUGCUAUAUGUCCACAUAUUCCAGCCUUCAUCGAGACUGCUAUCGCACAUGCUAUAAUUUCACCAGAAUCAAGGAACUAUGAAGUUUCAUGGAUUAAAGCUUCUGAAAAACUUUCUAAUACUACUAAAGGGACGCAAAACCUAAGGUCUAUCAGUAACAUUUUAGAGCAGAUAGAUGACAUACAUAUAAAAAAGUUCAUUGAGAUUGAUGAUGUAUUCAACAAAAACUGCAAGAAUUUAUGCCCGUGCCCAGGUUGGUUCAUAUCAAGGUUACUUGAAAUCUCGCAGUUUGUUCCUAAUAUGAGCAUUACAAAUUCGAAACUAAUCAACUUCGAUAAAAGGAGAUUUGUCAACAACAUAAUCUCCAAUAUCUUGGAUUUAAUUCCUAACGAAAGAGAGCUUUCAUUUGACUUUGAAACGAACGACGAAAAUCCCUCCAAAAAGAACACUUUUGGCCGUAUUUUGUUCAAUAAUUUUGAGGAUUUGGAUAGGGCAUACAGAAAGAAGACUAAACAAGUAUCAGAAUCGGAAGCUGCAUCAGAGGGAUUUCAAGAGACGGAAAUAUUUAAUGAAAUUCUAGUCAAUGAAAUUGAAAAAAUCAAAAGAGAAACUAGGAAAUUAGAGGUUUUGCUUGACCAGGAAAAAAUUUUGAAGAACUCUGCCGUUCUGCAACAAACUGUCCCAAAGAAAAAUAGAAAAUCUGUUGUUAUACCAGGUAAUCAUAGCGACAAUGACCAGAACUACAGUCUUAAUAAGAACACUAGUCAAGCAUCAUCGUCUCUAGUCAGCGUUAUGGAUAGCAAUAAUGGAGCAAGAAAUAGAAGAGACUCAAGAGCUUCAAUCUCGACAAAUAGGUCAUCAGUAGUAUCUAAUUCCAGUCAUAAUGGUGUUAGUAAAAAAAUCGGUGGAUUUUUCAGAAGGCCUUUUUCAAUCGGUGGGUUCAACGCAUCGGCUUCUAAUUACUCAUUAAACAGUAUACUCUCACAAGAAAUUUCAAGUAAUAAAUCCAUCCUACCUAGUGUACUUCCAGAGAUAGAUUCCAUACAUUUGCGUGAUUUGAAACCUAGUUAUAGUUUGAAAACCUUUGAAAUCAAAUCAAUAAUGGAAAUAAUCAACCACAGGAACAUUCCAGCUUAUUAUUAUGCAUUUAAGAUAGUUAUGCAGAAUGGUCAUGAAUACUUGAUCCAAACCACGAGCUCUAAUGAUCUCAAUGAAUGGAUGAAAAUGAUCAAGGCCUCCAAGAGGUUCUCAUUCCAUUCUAAGAAAUACAAGGGCAAAACACAUAAUAAAAUUUUUGGUGUACCGUUAGAAGAUGUUUGCGAAAGAGAGAAUACAAUGAUUCCCGCAAUUGUUGUGAAGUUACUGGAAGAAAUCGAGCUGCGCGGACUAGACGAAGUGGGGUUGUAUAGAAUUCCUGGUUCCAUCGGCAGUAUAAAUGCAUUGAAGAACGCAUUCGAUGAAGAAGGUGCAACUGAUAAUUCCUUUACAUUAGAAGACGAUAGAUGGUUUGAAGUGAAUGCCAUCGCAGGAUGCUUUAAGAUGUACCUAAGAGAGUUACCAGACUCCCUAUUUUCUCAUGCGAUGGUGAAUGAUUUCACUGAUUUAGCAAUAAAAUAUAACGCGCAUGUGAUGGCAAAUGAAGAAUACAAAAGAACGAUGAUUGAGCUGUUGCAAAAAUUGCCUACAUGUUACUAUCAAACUUUGAAAAGAAUAGUAUUCCAUUUGAAUAAAGUACAUCAGCAUGUCGUUAACAAUAAGAUGGACGCAUCUAAUUUGGCUAUUGUGUUUUCUAUGAGUUUCAUAAACCAGGAAGAUUUAGCCAAUAGUAUGGGGUCCAGGUUAGGAGCGGUUCAGACGAUUCUCCAGGAUUUCAUCAAAAAUCCAAAUGACUAUUUUGGGUAA
Messenger RNA from Saccharomyces kudriavzevii IFO 1802, 6480 nucleotides. RefSeq names its product GTPase-activating protein BEM2 (gene BEM2). NCBI's taxonomy places the organism in Eukaryota, Fungi, Ascomycota, Saccharomycetes, Saccharomycetales, Saccharomycetaceae. Gene Ontology annotation, molecular function: guanyl-nucleotide exchange factor activity. Bases 1 to 6480 code for a protein of 2159 amino acids. The record is from RefSeq and is a predicted model, not a curated record. The transcript has a single exon. Gene Ontology annotation, biological process: regulation of GTPase activity; small GTPase-mediated signal transduction. Gene Ontology annotation, cellular component: cytoplasm.